Messenger RNA from Lecanosticta acicola, 568 nucleotides. Lineage: Eukaryota; Fungi; Ascomycota; Dothideomycetes; Mycosphaerellales; Mycosphaerellaceae. The record is from the annotation of a GenBank genome assembly.
AUGGCUCAAAAUGUCGCCCUCGAGACUUCCAUGGGCCAGAUUGUCGUGGAGCUCUACACCACUCACGCGCCCAAAACCUGCCAGAACUUCGCGACGCUCGCGGGUAGAAACUACUACAACGAUACGGUCUUCCACCGGGUCAUACCGGAUUUCAUGAUCCAAGGUCAGUCAGUCAGUCAGUCCGUUGCCCUCUCACAUCCGCACAUUGCAGCCGAUUGACACGCACCGAAAAACAAAAACAGGCGGCGAUCCCACCGGCACCGGACGAGGCGGGUCAUCGAUCUACGGCGAGAAAUUCGAAGACGAGAUUCGCGGGGAUCUCAAGCAUACGGGCGCCGGGGUGCUGAGUAUGGCCAACAGCGGGCCCGACACGAAUGGGUCGCAGUUCUUCAUUACGCUUGCGCCGACGCCGUGGUUGGAUGGGAAGCAUACGAUCUUUGGGCGUGUGAAGAGUGGGAUGCGCGUUGUGCAGAGGAUGGGGUUGGUGAAGACGAAUGGGGAGGACAGGCCGGAGGGAGAAGUCAAGAUUGUCAGUGCGCGGGUGCUGCAGGGCGAAGACGACGUUUAA